Molecule: messenger RNA, 801 nt
Organism: Naegleria gruberi
Lineage: Eukaryota; Heterolobosea; Eutetramitea; Acrasida; Naegleriidae
Product: KIAA1160 protein-like protein
Exons: 1
Coding region: 1-795 (264 amino acids)
Biological process (GO): mRNA 3'-splice site recognition; generation of catalytic spliceosome for second transesterification step
Cellular component (GO): post-spliceosomal complex; Prp19 complex; post-mRNA release spliceosomal complex
Source: RefSeq, a predicted model, not a curated record
AUGGCCAGAAAUCAAGAAAAGGCCCAAUCCAUGCUGAAUCGUUGGACCAAUUUUAGGAUUGGUAACGAAUUCACAGAGAAGAAAAGGCCUCCUCAUCCAUCAUUUUCUAAAACUUUAAACGCUAGUGAACAUUGGCGAAGAAAUGUGUUGAAGGAAAUUGCUGAAAAGGUGACGAUCAUACAAAAUGCUUCUCUAGGUGAACAUCGUAUCCGAGAUUUAAACGAUGAAAUUAAUAGAUUAAUACAAGAAAAAGCCGAUUGGGAAAAAAGAAUUAUUGAAUUAGGAGGAAUUGAUUAUAGUAAACAAGAUAUUAAAUUAUAUGAUGAUAAUGGACAAAUAAUAGAAAUUGGUGAAGGAUAUAAAUAUUUUGGAGCGGCGCGAGAACUACCUGGUAUAAAAGAAUUAUUAUUUGAAAAACAAAAAUCAUCAGAAAAACAACAGAAAAACAAAUUUAAUGAACUUUACAAAGGAAUUGAUUCUUUUUAUUAUGGAUACAAUGAAGAUGAGGAUGAACCUGAUUUGCUUGCUGCAGAAGAAAAAGCAGAAGAGGAGCUUAGAAAGGAGUUUUAUCAACGUUAUUUAAAAGCUGUGGAAAUUAAAAAGAAAAAGAUGGGAGGUGGUGGAAUUCAAAAUGUCACAAGACAAACUAUGGAAGCAAAAUCAUUUGGAGUGUUAAAUGAAGAAGAAAAGAAAACCUUUGUAUAUAAUGUACAACUACCAACACAGGAUGUUAUUGAACAAGCACUGUUAGAAAAGAAGAAGCAAGAUUUAUUGAAAGAACUAGGAGAAUUUUAAUUUAUU